UCUUCCUUGGGCAGCCUGUGUUUGUGCGCUGGGGCUUCGGACUGGAUUCGGCCGCAGCAUGAAACCCCCGGGGAUCUCGGCACUCGUCGCUGUCCUGCUGGUCGUCACUGGUGUUACCGGGCAGACUACCGGUGUACCGAGCGAGCUGUGCGGGCACACAUGGGAAGCGUUGGACGAUGAGAAAAAUGUGCACUACAAAAUAAAUCUCUGUGAAAGUUUACACUCAAGCGAUUGUGCGAACACUGAAUGCGCCAUUUCUGCUCAUGACAUGAAGGAGAAUACUUUUCAGUCAGUUGGAACUUUGCCGGCCCAGUUUAGCGAUAAUGUCCUUGUAUUUAAUACUACCGAAAGUUGUCCGGGCUCCGAGCAUAAAAUCCAAAGUGUCAUCAACUUAUUGUGCGGGAAGUCAUUGGGUACCCCUGAAUUUAUUAAAUAUGACGAAUGUGUUCAUUACUUUGAGUGGAGAACAUUCCCUGCUUGCAAGAAGAAUAAAUUUAAACCAAUUAAAGAGGUACCGUGCUAUGUUUUCGACUCUGAUUACAAAAAACAUGACUUGAAUCCACUCAUAAAGACCUCAGGUGGACACUCGGUGAACAGCUGGGAUCAUGGCUCUGAUUUGUACAUUAAUAUUUGUCGAACUAUUGGCACCUCUGUGGGAAACACCUCAAGCUGUCCCCCAAAAAGUGCUGCUUGCCUUAUAAAAGAUGGUAAGGCGUAUGAUGUCGGACAACCAAAAAGUGCUCUUGCCUCUUAUGAAAAAGACAGGCUGGUUCUUCAGUAUGAAACAGAUAACAAACCUGACUUUUGCAAUGGCCAUUCUCCAACAGUAAAAAUAACAUUUUCUUGUCCAUCUUCUGGAACUGAGGUUACUGACCCCAAACUAACAGCAAGCAGCAAUUGUCGCUAUGAGGUGGAAUGGGUUACAGAGAAUGCGUGUCACGUAGAUUACUUAGAAAGUGACAAUUGUACACUCUUCAGCAAGAAAAGAGGAAUUUUAAUUGACUUGUCUCCACUCAGAGAAAAACCAGCAAACCCUUACCAUGCACAAGAUCCAAAGGGUGAAUAUACGUAUUACCUGAAUGUGUGUGAUAAGAUUUCGGAAGGCGGAUGCUUAGUUGACAGUGUUUCAUCUUGUCAAAAGAUCAUGUCAAAUACAAUUGCUAAGUCUGCAGGUUCCUAUAAAAAUCAAACUCUCAGAUUUUCUGAUGGGGAUAUAACUUUGACAUACCCUGGGGGAGAAACAUGCGGCUCUGGUUUCCAGCGUAUGACUGUUAUUAAUUUCAUUUGUAAUGAGACUGCAGUGAAUGAUGGAAAGGGAUUGCCCGAAUUUCAGAGUGAAGCCGACUGUACCUAUUUCUUUUCUUGGCAAACCAAAUAUGCUUGUCUGAAAAAGAAACAGGACAUGUGCUAUGUCGAAUCCAAGAAGAAACAAUACAACUUGUUUAAUUUGAUGCGCACUGCAGAAUCCAGUGAUGCGCAGAACUGGGAGGCAGUAAGCCUGAAGCCGUCGGAUAAGAGUCGCUUCUAUAUCAACGUCUGUCAUGAUAUCCUACAGACGGGAGAGGCCAGUGUCUGUGAGGACGAUGCAGCCGUUUGUGCAGUGGGUCCCGGUGUCAAGAAAAACUUAGGAAAGUUUCAGACUCAACCAGAGCUUGUUAAUGGGCACAUUGUGCUUGAAUACACAGAUGGGUCACCCUGUGCAGGAAACAAACAAAUUCACACCAAAAUCAUACUUAUGUGCAGCCCAGGUAACCGCGAGAGCCCUCCUGUACUGAAGAGCGCUGAGGACUGCUACUAUGAAUUUGAGUGGAAUACCGCUGCUGCCUGUAUCGUAUCCAGAACUGAAGGCGAUGAUUGCACUGUUGCAGAUCCACAGGCUGGUUUCUACUUUGAUCUUUCACCGCUGACAAGUAAAAGUGAAAACUACAAUAUUACUACUGAUACGUACAAUUUCUAUAUAAAUGUUUGCAGCAAUGUAACCCAGCAGCCGUGUGAACCCAACUCCGGAGCGUGUCAAGUGGCUAAAGAGGGCACUGAUAAAUGGAAUCUUGGUGUGGGAAAUUCUAAGCUUUCCUACUAUGAUGGAAUGAUCCAGCUCAGCUACACUGGUGGGAGCCCCUACAACGACGAAAAGAAAACUCCUCGCUCAUCACUAAUAACUUUUCUUUGUGACAGAAGUGUUGAUAUUGGUCAGCCAGAAUAUCAGAAAGAAGACAAUUAUACGUAUAACUUCAAGUGGUACACCAAAUAUGCCUGCCCAGCUCUACCAGUGGAGUGUGUUGUGGUGGAUGAAACAACUGAUGAACAGUAUGAUCUGUCCAGUUUAUCUAAGGUACAAGGAGAACAUUCUUCAAACUGGUUUGCCAUGGAUCAAGCACAAGAGAGUCACAAGAAAUAUUAUAUUAAUGUGUGUCGUUCAUUAGUACCAGUGAAGGGAUGUGACCCGUUUGCUGCUGUGUGCCAAAUGGGUUAUACCAAAGUGUCGGGUAAGCUGCAUGAAACUGUGGCAGUCAACAACAUGGGUGUGGCAAGCAAGAAACCCAUUAUAGAAGGCAGUGGAAAAAUACUCAUAAAAUACACCAAUGGCUCUGAAUGUAUCAAUGAAGAAAAUAACAAGGUUUCAUAUUCAUCACAGUUGCAUCUUAUAUGUGAAAAGGGAGCUGUGCUUUCCAGCCCUAGAUUUAUGUCUAAUGAAAACUGUGUAGCCACCUUUCUUUGGAAUACAGAAGCCGCUUGUCCGAUCAUCAAAAGCAUACAUGGGAAGGAGGACUGUUUGAUAGAAAAUCCUAACACUGGUUUUACUUAUAACUUUGAAUCCUUGAAGAAUGAGUCUGGUUAUGAGGUAGAAGGCAAUGGCAAGACAUAUAAGCUGAAUAUCUGUGGGCCUCUCAGUGACUGUGGCAAGAUUGGUAACAGUCCAGCAGCUGGUUGUGAAAUUGAAAACCAUUCCGUAUCUAGACCAGUGACACUAAGAAAGUCGCUUGAUCUGGCUUCAGAAGGCACUAUUACUCUUACCUACAGUGGAGCAAAGGACGACCAAGGGCCCGGAGACAGCUUUACAAUUAAUUUUGAGUGCAAUGAUGAUCUGUAUCCAGGUCGUCUUUCAUUCAAGAGAGAGGAGAUUAAUUCCGAAACACAUCUUUAUCACACUUUCUUUAAUUUUGAAACAGCUAUGGCAUGUUCCCCAGCCCCAGUUGACUGCCAAGUUACAGAUUCCAAUGGUAAUGAAUAUGAUCUAAGUGACCUUAGUCGGGAAGAUGAACCCUGGAUUGCCGUUGACACCUCUGACCAAGCUACAAAAAGAAAAUUUUUUCUCAAUAUCUGCAAACCUCUUCCAUAUACUCGUGGAUGCUCAGGAGGAGCAGUUGGGUCUUGCAUGCAGACUUCAGACCAUAAAAACCUAAAUCUUGGCUACAUCCAGAUGAGUCCCCAAGUGUCUGAUGAUGGAUCCCUUACCAUAGUUUAUAUGAGUGGGGACAAAUGUUCGGAUAAGAAGCAUUACUCUACAAGGAUUAUCUUUCAUUGUGAUCACAAUGUAGGGUCUCCUGUAUUCCAAGAGCAAGAUGACUGUGAAUAUGUCUUCUUAUGGAGAACGUCUGAGGCUUGUCCUGUUGCUAGAGCAGAAGGUGACAACUGCCAAGUUAAAGACCCAAAGUAUGACUAUGUGUAUAACCUUCAGCCACUCGGAGAAAAAGUUAUAGAGGUGGCGGAUGGGGAAUAUAAUUACAAGCUCAAAGUGUGUGGUGGACUUAAAGAUUCUGCAUGUUCAGCCAAUGCACCAGCCGGAUCAAUUGUGUCAUCCUGUCAAGUGAAGGGCUCAAAUGCAAUAUUUGCAGGUUUAACCAAUCAAAAGCUGAUAUAUGAAGAUGGAAUUAUAAAGAUAAAUUACACCGGAGGAGCACUCUGCCACAAAAAAUAUCAGCGUUCAACUCUUAUAAUAUUUCAGUGUGACAAGACUGAGGAAAAGCCUGUGUUUCUGAAAGAGACUCCAGACUGCAUUUACAAGUUUGAGUGGCGCACACCUCUAGCCUGUCUACCUUUCAAACCCAUUGACUGCUCCUUCAAGGACACACUUGGAAGUUCUUAUGAUCUGUCACAGCUGUCACUUUACAAUAAAAACUGGGAAGUAGAUUCUCCAACUGAUCCAAACAUGAAAUUUCGCAUAAAUGUAUGCAGACCUCUCGUGCCAGAAACUGGGCCAGCUUCAUGUCCCCAUGGCUCUGCUGUCUGUUUAUUAAAAGACAACAAGGCUGUAAAUCUGGGUGAACUUGUAUCCAGCCCAAGAUGGGACAACGGAGUGUCUGUGCUUGAAUAUAAAAAUGGAGACCGUUGCCUUGACGGUAUAAGAAAUAGGACGACUACAAUAAGAUUCAUGUGUGACUUGAACAAAGUGGUAUCAGGACCUGAGUUAAUCACGAAGUUACAGGACUGUGACUAUAAUUUCUUGUGGGUCACAGCAUAUGCAUGCCCAUUGACAAUAAGCACACAUGAUAAGUGCAAAGUCAGGAACUCUGCUACAGGCUAUCAGUUUGACCUGUCUUCAUUGUCAAGCAAGGAUGGUUAUCUUAUAAAGGAUCGUGAUAGAUCAAUUCGUUUAAAUAUUUGCAGUGAUGUUAACAGUCCAUGUGGCUCCGGAGUUGGUGUGUGUGUAUCAGAAGGUGUCAAAACCACAAAUGCUGGGAAAUCACAUAGCCGAAUCACUUAUGUGGACCAGAUGCUGAAACUAGUUUAUGAAGAAGGUGACCAGUGUGACAAGAACCCCUUGAUGAAACACCGUAGUGUCUUUACUUUUGUAUGUGGAGCAGAUAGAGCUGGCGGCAGUCUCCCUUCCCUGAUAUCCUAUACAGAAGACACCUGUACCUGGCAGUUCUCCUGGCAAACACCCUUAGUCUGUGAAGAGAAGAUUGAAUGCUCUGUGAAAAAUGGCACAUCCCUUAUUGAUCUGAGCCCUCUCAUCAAGCGUGGUGAUUAUUAUGAGGUCCUGCAAAGCCAGGAUAGAGAUGACUCCAAUUUCUACAUCAAUAUUUGCCAGCCAUUAAACAAUAUAGAAGAUCUGAAAUGUCCACUCGGGGCAUCAGCAUGCAGAGUGACCUCUGGUGGAAAACCGAUUGACAUUGGCCGCCAGUCGGGACCUCCACAGAUUGAUCAAACUACACAAACUGUUUCCAUCAGAAUGGAGAGCCGGACGCCAUGUGAAUCUACAGAGAAGGGGCAGGGAAAUUAUUCUACUACUAUUAUCUUUCAUUGCAAUGCAGGCACAGAUCUAGGAAGACCAAAGUUUCUCCAGCUUUUUGAAUGUAACUAUCUUUUCGAAUGGGACACCCCAUUAGUGUGCCCAGAUGUGGAGAGCGUCUCAGGAUGUGCAUUGACAGAUCAGAAACUACAAUACACCUUUAAUUUCUCUAGCCUCUCUAAAGAGACCUACAAAGUGUCUGAAAAAACAAACACCUAUUACAUUGGAGUGUGCUCUCCAGCACAAAGUAUGCCAUCUGGUAACUGUAAUGGGGCUGUGUGUCUUCAGUCUGGAAACACAGCCAUCUCUUUUGGAAACAUUAAUGCAAUGAAAAUGGAGUAUCAUCACCAACAGGAUAUGGUAGAACUUACGUAUGUUGGAGGAGACCUUUGCUCACCAUCAACCGAAAACAGACAGUCCACCAUCUUGUUUAAAUGUGACGAAAGUGCUGGAAAGGGAUUUCCUGUCCUAAUCAGUGAGCCCAAAGGAUGUUCAGCUAUGUUUGAAUGGAAAACGCAGCUAGCCUGUCUUCCAAAACAGACCUGCAAAAUUAUAUUUAACCAUCAGACCUAUGACCUUAGAAGCCUUUCCUCCAUGACCGGAAACUGGGAUUUUACACAAAAUGGUGAUAGGUAUUAUCUUAACCUUUGCCAGAGGGUAAACCAAGGGCCUAGUGGCUGCUCAGAAACUGCAAGUGUGUGUCAAGAAAGUAAUGGAAAGGUCCAGGUUUUGGGGCGAGUUCAUUCGCAGGAAGUGACAUUACAAGCAGACAAAACCAUUUCCGUGACCUAUUCAAAUGGAGACCUGUGUGGAAAAGAGCAAAGAUUCUCUACUACCAUAAAUCUGAUAUGUAAGAAUAUAACUGGCAAACCUGUGUUACAAAAGUACGAUACACAGUCUUGUCACUACUACAUUCAGUGGGAGACACGAGCAGCAUGUGCGGUUGUUCCAAAAGAAGUUACAAUGACAAAUGGAAUAAUCCAUUUAGAAAAUGGUGUAAAUAUCAAUUUAACCAGGAUCUACAUCAAGUCUUAUACAGCUAGUGGUGAUAUAAGGACCAAAGAUAAAUACAUAUAUGAAAUUCAGCUUUCUGGAAAUGAGAACUCAACCUAUCCGAAAUGUAACAAAGCCAGCAUAUGUCAAGUAAAGACUACUGAGGACUUUACUCGGGCUGUCGGCUCUGCCGGAAAUGCAAAGUAUUACCUUGAUGAUGAUGACUUGGAUGUUGUUUUCACCUCAAGCUCAAAGUGUGGUAAAGACAAGACAAAAAACGCCACCUCUUCUAUAUUGUUACGUUGCAGCCCAUCCCAUGGGGAAGGACAACCAGAAUUCCUACAUGAAACCGCUGACUGUCAGUAUCUGUUCGCCUGGUACACCUCUGCUGUUUGCCCACUAGUUCCAGAAGAAAUCGGUGACAAAUCUGAUAAUGAGAAUCAAUUUCAAGGCCUAUCUGGUAGGAGCCAAGCUGUGGGUGCCGUUCUCAGCAUUCUUCUGGUGAUUCUGGUGGCAUGUCUAGUUGUGCUGUUGUUGUACAAGAAAGAAAGAAGGGAAAUGGUUAUGUAUAAGCUAACCAACUGCUGCCGGAGAAGUUCCAGCGUGUCCUACAAAUAUACAAAGAUCAAUACAGAAGAAGAAGCCGACAAUGAAACAGAGUGGCUCAUGGAAGAAGUAUCUGCUAACCAUGGAAAGCCGCAUCAUGAGAAUGGUCACAUUAGGAGUGUUAAAGCCGGAGCCUUCACGUCACUGCAUGUUGAUGAUCUUGACAGUGAAGACGAGGUCUUGACUGUUCCUGAAGUCAGAAUACAGUCUACAAGAAACAAACAGAAAAUUUCACACCAACCUUUAGGCCAAUAUGUAUCUGGUACUGAUGAGAACUUGAUAGGGAUAGCCAAUGGAGAAAAAGGACAGACUGGAAAAUCCAGAUCUCGUAAAAAGGAGGACAAGCCUACUAUAGCUUCCUUUCAUGAUGACAGUGAUGAGGACCUGCUCCAUGUCUAAUGCAUCUCUGCAUUCUUAACCCCUACUCCUAAUUGUGCCUAAAAAGAAAUAUUUCAACGGACAAAGCUACCGCAGCCAAAUAUGCGCAACUUUUUUGUUCACCUUUUUAUAGGUUGGAAUAAAAUCAGUACAUGGGAAGGCAGGGAAUUUUCUUUCACUCGGUUUACAGCAGUUGUAAAAUUAUAUGGAAGUCUGCACUGGUACUUUGAGGAAACUUCAUGUGCAGUAUAUGUGGUUUUAAGAAUCCCUGCACAAGAUGGUAAAUUAAAUAAUUGGAACUUCCUUUCUUAGUAUGGGAGCUGGCAUCUUCUUGUAUGUAAAUCGCUCUUCGCAAUCAGAUAGUCAGAAGGUACAAGCUAUUUCCAUUCAUAUUGGAUCCUCUGUCUCUGGCAACACAAACCAAGUCUGACUACUUAUUUAUUCACUUGAACUACAACUCAGGUUGACUGAAUAAAGCAUUAUACUAUUCCUGCCGGCAGGGUGCUAAUCCAUGAAGGGACAUAUCGAGAAAUGCGCUCCUAUUCGGUAAUUAUUUACAGGUACCAUUGUGUUGAUUCCAGACUAUGAUUUCAGGUGUUAAUAUCCUAUUUUUAGGGUUAAGUAGAAAAUUCUGAAGAAGUAUUUCUUAUAAGUAUAUGUACGUUUCUGCUGCUGUCCUGUGCACGGUGUCCAAGGAAAAACAAAGGUAUUACAUUGUGGUUGUUUGAAACAAUCCUAAAAUGUGAAGCAGAAAUAAGGUCUGUACUUGGCAUAAGAUGAGUUGUAUUGAUUGACGUUCGCUUAGGAUAUUUUUUUCUCUUGUUAAUGUAUUCAUAUUUAUAAACUGAUGUCUUACAGAAGCCUUAAAAGUUAUGUACACCUUCGGGGGCAAUUUAUUUUAUAAUUGCAUUUUACUCAUUUUGGGCUAAAAAAAUAUAAAUCUGUUUAUCUUUAAUACGCAUAUUUAGCCAUUCACACUUCAGUUAUUUGGUCAGUUAGUUCCAGUAAUGAUUGUGAGCCAUAACCAGGUGCAGGUCAAAAACACAGAACAGGUGCAAAACUUUCCAUUAUACCUCAUCGCUGUGUAGGCUUCACUACUGGUUUUGGCUCACAAUCACUGAUGAAAAUACUGUAAGUGAUCAAAUAACUGAAGUGUGAACUCAGCCUAAAAGGUCAUAAACACUUAGUUAAAUACCAUUCUGAUCAGUAAGAUAAGGAGUGAGCUAUAAUGAGUGUUUUAUAAGGUCAGGGAUCAGAGGUAAGGAGCCGUUAGCAGAGCUGGCUGUCGGAACAGAGAGAAAAUUCGGAUCCUGCUACUAGAGCAUCUUAGCCAGGUACAGAGAAAAGGGCUCAAAAUGUAUAAUAAAGAGCAAUUUAAAAAAUAAUUUUAGCUCAAAAUGAGUACAAUGCAAUGAUU
This is a messenger RNA of Bufo bufo (common toad), 8627 nucleotides long. It is a transcript of the gene IGF2R, whose product is annotated as insulin like growth factor 2 receptor. Gene Ontology annotation, cellular component: trans-Golgi network; plasma membrane; late endosome. The transcript is spliced from 47 exons. Gene Ontology annotation, biological process: lysosomal transport. Gene Ontology annotation, molecular function: D-mannose binding; signaling receptor activity; insulin-like growth factor binding. Lineage: Eukaryota; Metazoa; Chordata; Amphibia; Anura; Bufonidae. The record is from RefSeq and is a predicted model, not a curated record. The coding region runs from base 59 to 7231 and encodes 2390 amino acids.